AUGCAUACAGGAGAACUCAAUGCUAUUCCUCUUUUCUUUUUUCUGAUCUUGUUUCUCUUAGGGAUUGCCAUCGGCGUCUUGGUUCGAGAAUACAGCAAGCUGUCUAGUCUGGAGAAGUUCUACUUUGCUUUUCCCGGGGAAAUUCUAAUGAGGAUGCUGAAACUCAUCAUUUUGCCGUUAAUUAUAUCCAGCAUGAUUACAGGUGUUGCUGCCCUGGAUUCCAGCGUAUCUGGGAAAAUUGGUCUACGUGCCGUCGUCUAUUAUUUCUGUACCACGAUCAUUGCUGUGAUUCUAGGCAUCGUGCUGGUGGUGAGCAUCAAGCCUGGUGUGACCCAGAAAGUGGAUGAGAUUGACAGGACAGGAAGCAGCCCUGAAGUGAGUACGGUGGAUGCCAUGUUGGAUCUGAUCAGGAAUAUGUUCCCGGAGAACCUUGUCCAAGCCUGUUUUCAGCAGUAUAAAACCAAGCGUGAAGAAGUGAAUACUCCCAGUGAGCCCGGGAUGAACAUGACCCAAGCAUCUGUCACAGCCAUCAUGACAACUGCCAUUUCCAAGAACAAAACAAAGGAAUACAAAGUCGUAGGCAUGUAUUCAGACGGCAUAAACGUCCUGGGCUUGAUUGUCUUUUGCCUCGUCUUUGGACUUGUCAUUGGAAAAAUGGGAGAGAAAGGACAGAUUCUGGUGGAUUUCUUCACUGCUCUGAGUGAUGCAACCAUGAAAAUCGUCCAGAUCAUUAUGUGUUACAUGCCACUUGGCAUUUUGUUCCUGAUUGCCGGGAAGAUCAUAGAGGUUGAAGACUGGGAAAUAUUCCGCAAGCUGGGCCUUUACAUGGCCACCGUCCUGAGUGGGCUGGCAAUCCACUCCAUCGUCAUUCUCCCGCUGAUCUAUUUCAUAGUCGUUCGGAAGAACCCUUUCCGGUUCGCCAUGGGAAUGGCCCAGGCUCUUCUGACGGCUCUCAUGAUCUCUUCCAGUUCGGCCACACUGCCUGUCACUUUCCGCUGUGCCGAAGAAAAGAACCAGGUGGACAAGAGGAUCACUAGGUUUGUGCUGCCCGUCGGGGCUACCAUCAACAUGGAUGGGACUGCGCUCUACGAAGCGGUGGCGGCUGUGUUUAUCGCACAGUUGAAUGACCUGGACUUGGGCAUCGGGCAGAUCAUCACUAUCAGUGUCACGGCCACGGCUGCCAGCAUCGGAGCCGCGGGGGUGCCGCAGGCCGGCCUGGUGACCAUGGUGAUCGUGCUGAGUGCCGUGGGCCUGCCCGCCGAGGACGUCACCCUCAUCAUUGCUGUCGACUGGCUCCUGGAUCGGUUCAGGACCAUGGUGAACGUCCUUGGCGAUGCGUUCGGGACGGGCAUUGUGGAGAAGCUCUCCAAGAAGGAACUGGAGCAAAUGGAUGUUUCAUCUGAAGUCAACAUCGUGAACCCCUUUGCCUUGGAAUCCACAAUACUGGAUAACGAAAACUCAGACACCAAGAAGUCCUAUGUCAACGGAGGCUUUGCGGUAGACAAGUCCGACAGCAUCUCAUUCACCCAGACCUCACAGUUCUAG
Puma concolor (puma) is the source of this 1545-nucleotide messenger RNA. The record is from RefSeq and is a predicted model, not a curated record. Lineage: Eukaryota; Metazoa; Chordata; Mammalia; Carnivora; Felidae.